This is a messenger RNA of Euleptes europaea (tarantolino), 513 nucleotides long. RefSeq names its product BPTI/Kunitz domain-containing protein-like. Gene Ontology annotation, molecular function: serine-type endopeptidase inhibitor activity. Lineage: Eukaryota; Metazoa; Chordata; Lepidosauria; Squamata; Sphaerodactylidae. The record is from RefSeq and is a predicted model, not a curated record. The transcript is spliced from 5 exons. Bases 1 to 513 code for a protein of 170 amino acids.
AUGGGUUUGAAAGUCCUCUUCCUCGGGCUCCUGCUUCUCUCUGAUGAGUUGCUGGCACAAAUUGGCAGAGGUCGCUGCAGUCUUCCUCUGGAUACAGGCCGCUGCAAGGCAAGCUACAUCAGAUACUACUAUGACAAAAAAUCCAACAAGUGCACAGAAUUUGUGUAUAAGGGGUUCAAAGGGAAUAGGAAUCGGUUCGAUACUGAAGAGGAAUGCCAGCUUUUCUGUGGGAAGAAAGGUGACUGCAUGCUUCCUCCAGACCUGGGACGCAGCCUGGCAAGCUACAUCAAAUACCACUAUGACCAGACGUCCGACAAGUGCAUAGAAUGUGUGGAUGGGGGGUGCGAAGGGGAUAACAUCUGGUACAAUACUGAAGAGGAAUGCCAGCUUUUUUGUGGAAAGCCAGCAGCCCUGAGAGGAACAGUCAAGGAUAGGAGGACGGAGGAAGCGGCGCCCGUCAUGCCAACCCUCUCAUCAGAUAUGCAAAAAGAAAAACAAUAUGCUGAAACAUAG